GUCGAAAGUAGUGGGGGAAGAAUUCCAUUUUCUAGUGACUGUUUUAUGUUUUAUUUAGUGUUAGUUGUUAAUAAGAACAAAUCAUUGUGUUUUUCUUGCUUUAUUUAAAUAUUUUAGUGAUAUUAAGUUUAAUAAUGACUAAAACGUAGCGACAUGGCUUGCGUACGGACCGCGUACAACCUAAUUUCACAUCAGCAGGUGUUAGACUGACACUAGGGUCAAUUCAAAUACCUAUAUCCUGUAUAUGAACUCUUUUUCUGUUGCUGAACAGAUUGUAAUGGUAAAUUGGACAAUUUCGCUUUACUUAGGAUACGCUUAUACGACAUGCAGAUUAACUGCAAAUUAAAAAGAAGCUCUAAGAUAGAGCCACUGGUAUGCUGUUGCGAUGGCAGGAAAACCUGACUUAUCCUCCGCCUCUGGCAUCCAAAAUGUUAUAGUAUAUGUAUCUGAUGACAAUUUUGCUCAGGCUUACUCUCUGGGGCAACAAACAGUUCAAGAAUCCAAUCAUAUUGUUCAAGGUGAAGGAUAUAAUGUCCUUUCUGCACCAAAUGCUUCCCUAGUUGGACCAGUAAAGUCCUUCAGAGAGAAAUCAACUGUUAAACUUGUGGACUAUGCAGUUAAGCAACCACAGGUUGAAAAUGUUCAACAAAGGGAAUAUUACAAUAAUACAUUACCUCAGAACAGAGGUUGUGUUUAUCCCUCUAUACCACAAAGUGGUUUUCCACAAAAUGAUGUCACUUUCCACAAUGGUACGUGUGAGAAUGUGGAGUUAUUGCAAGAAGAAAAACAAGCCUCUGGCGCUGUUUGUAGUACCCUCAGGGUGAGAGAAGAUUGUACUAACUGUGAUUCAUAUGUGGACCAGGACUAUAAUAAGGUGCUGGCGACAGAAGGAGCUAUUCAGGGUGUCUGCUAUGAUACUGUUCGCCUUGAAGCUGCAGACUCCAGCUGUAGUAGUUUAAGUUCUUCAGAUGAUGGAUCACAACUGCUUCAUAACCAAUCUUCAGAAAUGGUUGUAUAUGAUCCUAAUAUUAAUGUAUCAGCUGGUAAUGUAGUACUUACUGUUGGCUCACCUCUCUCACAACAUCAACAUCAACAACAUCUGCAACAGCAACAAAUCCAGCAACAACAACAACUUCAACAGCAGCAGCAGCUUCAACAACAGCAGAUUCAUCAACAACAACAGAUUCAGCAGCAACAGCUUCAACAACAACAGCAACAGCUUCAACAACAACAACAGCAACAUCUACAACAACAACAUAUUCAACAACAACAGCAGCUUCAACAACAGCAACAGCUUCACCAACACCAACAGAUUCAACAGCAAUCUUCCAGUCAAGUAGUUGAAAAUUUUGGUCCUAUGCAGAGGCCUACUAUUACUGUACCUUUUGGAUGGAAGCGUUUAUUAAAUAAUGGAUCUAUUAUUUAUAUUAGCCCUAGUUCUACAGCUUUAAGGUCUCCUGAACAAAUUAAGGAGUAUUUGCUGACAGCUGGUACUUGCAAAUGUGGUUUGGAGUGCCACUUCAAGCAUGAAACUGUCUUUAAUUUUGAUCCCAAAGUCAUUGGGAAACCUUAUGUAAUGAUGCCAGAUUCAAAAACUGGAAAUAUGACAAAGUUAUGCAACCAUAAAAGAAAAAUAAUGCCUAUGGUAGCUUUAGAUAUUCCUCCUGUUGAUCAUAAUAUAAAGUUCCAAAGAGACCAAAAUAUGAAAAAGAAAAAGCGAAGAAUUGGUUUGCCUUAUAUGGAAGGAGUACCGGUCUCCCAGAUAAUAACUCACCGUGAAAAAAUAGCAUUGAAUCAAAAUUCUGAUAAAGAUAUGUCAACACAACCACAGAUUUUCCCCGAGUAUCCCCCAAAUAUACCACAACAAAACCAUCUUGUAAAAUAUCAAGACCAGCAGGGUAAUAGAGUGGUCUUAGCUGACGGAACUGUCAUGGUCCAGCAAUCAAACUCCACCAACGAAUCUCAAGAAGUCCUAAAGAACGAUCAAAUUCACCAGAUCAAUAACAUGCCUAACACAUUCAACUCACAGUCUCGCCAGGUAUUGGGUCCUAAUGGACAGAUCAUUCAAGUCCGAAGUGGGUCAAAUAAUCCUCAAGGAAAUGUGUAUCAUAUGGCACAUCCUACUGGACCUAGAAUGAUCGCCCACAUGCCAAAAGAAUCAGAAGAACAUCGCAUUUUCAUUAGUCGACAACCAAAUGAACCUACAGGACCAGGAAGGCCCCAACACAUCCAAAUAGUGCGGGUUAAUGCUCCAAAUCAACAGAAAUUGGUAGAAAAUAAUCAAAUUAUAGAUAGGAAUCAACCCAAACGUCAUAUGCAGCCCCUCCAACCACAAUUCUGCAACCCUCAACAGUACCAACAGGUUCAAUUGUGUGGUCCCCAUAGGCAUAUUAGACCUUUCAAUCAGGCUCCUCUCCAACCCAACCAGCAGAAAAUUAACUGGCAAAAUCAAGUGCGUCGGCCUACGACCAUAGAUCAACAGAAACAUCUGGAACAACAACAAAAACAACUAGAACAGCAACAUCAGAACCAGCCUAAUGUCUGCGAGAGAGUACCACCGCUCUACCAGCACACUCCUCCAUUGGCAGUAUGCCAGGAGGAAGUCAAGAGAAAGAAGGUAAAGAUGGGGAAGUUUGGCAAGAAUAGACCUUACAGAGUGGUGGAGGGAGGAUGUUCCAAUAGCCAUUUCUCAUGUCCAAACAUUGACAUUCGUCAUAUACCUCAAGAGAAUAGGCCUGUGAUGAUGAAUAAUUUUUCACAAAAUCUCAAAAGUUCCAGUCCAUCUUUUAUGGAAGAUCCUAGCGGCUACCUGGCUCAACAAACAGCUUUGCUGAAUAGCACUAUCAACAGACAAACAGGUGCUGCUGGAUGUUCAGGAUACACUUGUAAUAGUCCUGGAACAAUGUGCCAGAACCCUCAAUCAUUGAAUAUUAACAGUCCUUCAAAUUCUCCAUCCCAAGAACUACCUGCUGCGACAAAUGAACCUACAAAUAAUCUCCUCAAAACCGCACGAGGAAAUUUCGCUAGGCUGCCUCAAGAUUCCAAUGCUCCACUUCCACAGAACAAUCUGGUUCAAGUCCAGCCGGGUUUUGACAGUACCAAGUCUCAUCAAUAUUGCCGGUGUUGCGUUCCUGAAGGAUUUCAACCGAAUUACCAAGUAAAGGCUCCUAAAUCUCAUGUUUCGAAUCCUGACGAUCCUGUAACGUCCUCUACAUCGUAUGACAAGCAAUUCAAUCAAAAUACAGUCGAUAUUCAGCCGAUACAAGGUGGUACUGUCAGUACUAGCAAUAUUUCGCCUAUGGAAAGUACUUCCGACCCGCCAACUCCGGAUCCGCCUCAAAGGAUUGUUGACAACUCACAGAUCACAAGUACUUAUGUGACAUAUUCUAAGCCAGACCAAGAAUACCGACAGGCGAUGUGUGCUAAAUCCAGUGAGCCUGUGUGUUGCUUCCACUCACAAGCACCAAUGGUUACAACUAUGGCCAGCAGUAGAACUGUAGGCAGCAACACAAUUACAUCAGUACUUGCUGGAAGGACAAAUACUACAACAACUUCAUUGAAUACACCAUCAGCGAUGACCAGAGCAAUUGGUCACAAUACUGCUACUGUCCAGUCUCAAUCUAUGACAAAAUCUCCUCUGGAAAUGGUCCAAAGUAUCGUGAGCAGUAUCCAGAUGCCUAAUACAUCACAGAAUUCCCAAAUAGGUAAACCAGAUGGUACUCAUCAUGAACAACAUAUUCUCGUGUCUUCCGGGGAACAAAUCGUUAUGGGCGGAUCACACGAAGAUAUACAAGUACCACCCAAAGUCAUCACCAAUGAAGGUAUGCCUCCCGUUACUGUAUCACCUAUGGUAACUACCGUUACAUCUUCCGUGGGUACUGUUAUUCCAACUGUUGGACAGCAGGUUCUUGGCCAACAGGCAGUUUUAGUAAAUGCUCUUCCAGCACCUUUUGUUCUUCAACCUGGAGUUACAAUGACUAUGGACGGUGUUCCUGUCGGUCAGAACUUGCAACUACCCCAAUUUGUAACAGGAAAUCUCAUUCAACAGCCGAUACAAAUUGAAAACUCUGACACACGGAGGGUUCCACCGCUACUGUCGCCGGAUACGAAGAAGAAGGGUAAAAAGAGGAAGGAAUCUGCUCAGACUGUAGCUAGCAUGUUGCAAUUCGCUACCCAACAGAGUCCCGGGAUGGUGAUUUCUCCUCAAGGAUUCCCGCAGCAACUACAGAUGAACAGUCCUCAAUCUGUGACAGCUACACCCGUCAUGCAAGCUGUGACUAUUGUUCCAAAUAAAACAGGAGCUCCAGCUCAGAUAAUAAUGAAUGAUCAAUCCAUGGCGAACUCGAAUUUGGGCACCCAGCAGCUUAUAACAAAUUCUCAAUCUCAGCAAAUUAAUUUAUUACAACCGGUUAAUUUAAUUAACAGUACCGGUGUAGUUCAAAACUUCCCAGCUAUUCAUCAGUUCAUUGUACCGAACUUGGGUGGUAUGGUCGUUAAUCCAGAUGGUACAGCAACAAUCCUUCAAGAUACUUCCAAUUUGGGCAUGCAGCUACAAUUCCAGAACGUCAACGGCCAAAAUAUGCUCACUUCAGUUCAGAAUAAUGGUCUAUUCAACAACGGGCAAACUAUAUUUGCAGCUGGGCCAUCUGGAAUGGUUAUUAGAGCUCCCACUUCUCAAGGAAAGAUCAUCCAGCAACAGCACAGUCCAGUAGCGCAGUUUUUGUCCCCCAAUGGGGGACAAUUCAUCAUGAACGGAUCCCAGUUCAGCGGACAGCUUAGUCCUCUUGUAGCAAGCGUGAGCCCCAACCAACAGGUGACUUUCAACAGUCCUCCACAACAGAUCAGAUCCAGCAACUCGCUACAGCCGACCCAACAGGAGUAUAUCCAGAUGAAUGGGCAAACUCUGAUCGUUCCUUGCAGCUUGGCUUCCAGUAUUCCCGUUUCCAGUCAGACUUCCAAUCAAAAUACUACGUUUCUGCAGCAAAACACGACGAUAGUGCAACAGCAGACUACAAUGUUGACCAAUCAGGGCUUGCAAAACUUCCAGAAUAACCAGCAAACCCAGCAAGGCGGUCCCAAACCAGCAACUUUAACUGCAGGCAUCGAAGAAGCUAGAGAAAGCCCGAAAUCAUCUAGUCACUGCAGACAGUCAGUGUCAACUCAAACGGCAGUAAAUCAAAACGUCCAGGCGAUCAUUACCAACACCUCGUGUCAGACGUCGACGAUUUCAGCCGCAAGUCCACCGGAUACAACGACUAUGAGUCCUGUUCCAGUGGCGUCUGAGAUGCAGAGUCCCAUUCUUGCCGAUACUACAACUCACACCGAUGACGGGCUCUCUCCAGUACCGUUAAGCUGUACUGCAGUUAGACACGAUAAUGUUAGAUCCGAAUCUCAAUCCUGCACCAUGGCGAUGGUCCAUUGUAUAUCGAGCAGUGAACCAGAUCCUUCAGAUGGGCAGAAUCCCGAUCCAGACUGGAAGCAAACCCUUCAAACCAAUAACAGUAACAUAAAUGAGACGUACACAGGUUAUUUGGUUGGGAGUCUCCUUAUAAAUUCGUAAAGCAGCAUUAGUAGUGUCCAGACAUAUGUCCAUAUUUAUUCAUUACCUUUAACUUCACACGUAAAAAUGUCCUUAACUGUUUCAUUGUAGUUAUUUAUAACAAUCGAACAAAGCAGGAAAUCCAGAAAAUAUCAAAUGAGUUUCAUCUCCUGUAUAUUCAAAUUCUUUCCCAGAUUUUAACGACAUACAUACCAUUAUGGUGCAUGGAUGGAAAGAAACAAAAGGUAUAGAUAAAAAUCGUAUCGUGUAGAUAAGAAUCACAGGGCGACAAACAUAUUAAAGAGUAAAAUCUCAGAAAAGACAUCUAGAAUAAAAUGUAUAAGAACCUAGUCAUAGAAAUUAAAUGGAAGGACAAAAUGAUUUAUCCAGAGCUAGGAUCGUACUAGAUCAUAUCAUGGAAUUAAGAAACACAAGAUCAAAGAAUAGAUCAAAGAUUUAAACAUAUAUCUCCAAGAAUAUGUACUUCUUUACUUUAUAUAUCUUUAAAUAUUUUAUAUACUUUAUAUAAUAUACUUUAUAUAAACUUUAUACUUUAUAUAUGUAUAUAUAAAUAUUUAUGGUUAUUAAAUCGUGUGAAAAUUUUGUAAUUAAUAGCAUUGCUGGCCCCGCCCACUAAUGUAAUUGUUGCAAUGACAACUGACAAAGAAGAUAGUAGCAGAUGGCAUUAGCGGAUGUAAGUGAAGAUAAUUCUGUUGAACAUGACUUGUGGCCGCCACAGCUAUAUUUUCUUUUAAAUAUUGUAUUUGCUGAUUCAGUACAAUUAACAGGAAAACCAGUUGGCUUGGCGAUGUUUUGAGGAUUUCCCGCUUUCGUUUCCUAUUCAUUGUUUUCAGUUGGAAUACUAGGAGACCAGUGUUCUAGUCGCUUUCUUAUCUAAAAUACUAAAAUAUAGUAAGAGUUUUUGUAUCUAUAUGGUAAAACAAAAUAGAUUUGUAUAAUUGAUUUAGGUAUGAUGUAAAAAAUCGUAGGUAAGACAUACACAUUCGUUUAG
Messenger RNA from Diabrotica balteata, 6551 nucleotides. NCBI's taxonomy places the organism in Eukaryota, Metazoa, Arthropoda, Insecta, Coleoptera, Chrysomelidae. The record is from the annotation of a GenBank genome assembly.